Molecule: messenger RNA, 798 nt
Organism: Plutella xylostella (diamondback moth)
Lineage: Eukaryota; Metazoa; Arthropoda; Insecta; Lepidoptera; Plutellidae
Source: RefSeq, a predicted model, not a curated record
CAUGAAUGUAUGUGUGUGGGGAGCACUGUUGGCUGUAUGUAACCUAACCUAAAAAUCAUAAACGAAACGUAACGUAAAUAAUACUUUGCCACUACGUAUAAAAUAAUAUAACAAAGUAGAAUUAUUGAGUCCUUACUCUACACAAGUGUGUACGUACCACAACUGCUGCAAAAUGAGCUCUGCAAAGGGGAGUAUGAAUAGGCAAAGACCUCAAAAACACCAAAACAGAACAGCCUUUAAAAACAAUCUGCAUGAUACCAGCACGAAAACCAAGUUUCUUAAUUCUAUGGACGUCUCAGGGGUGUGCCAGAAGUGCAAGAAUAUUAUUGAGUGGAAAAUUAAGUACAAGAAGUAUAAGUCGCUUACAGCCCCAAAAAAAUGUGUUGGUUGCGAACAAAAAACUGUGAAGCACAAUUAUCAUGUCCUGUGUAACAAAUGCGCAAGAGAGAAGGAUGUAUGUGCGAAGUGCUACAAGAAAGCGGAGGUUAUUGAGGCAACCCAGACUGAUGCACAGAUGGAUGUAGCAGCUUUAGUGAAAACAUUACCUGAACGGAAGAGGAGAACUGUCAUGAGGUUCAUCAAUAAACUUGGAGGUGAAGUGACUCCUGAUGUGAGAUCACAAAUUGAAGAAAUGGUUGCAAAGCUAGAAUCAACUUCUUUGGACAACACUGAAUUCGACUCAUCAAGUGAUGGUGAUUCUUGUGAAUCUGAUGAAGAUUAGUAGAUUUUCUUAAUUAUUGUAUUUUGUAAGUCUUUAUUAAAGAUAAGAUCUAAGUUUAAUAAAACCCCACAAAUAUA